AUGUCCAAACAGAAAACCCAAACCAGAACGAGGGUAAACGUCUUGAAAAUUACAACCACAUUUCUUUAUUGCACUGGCUUUCUAAAAAUGAAGAAGAGGGACAAUUUUGUCAUCAAACUUCCUGAAAAUCUCCAAUAUAUUAACAUAAGCCACAGUAAACUUGGUUAUCCUAUUCCACGAAUCAAGUUUGCCGAGAACAAAGUAAAAACGUUAGAUCUUUCGACAAAUAUUCUAAAUAAAUGGCACGGUCCAGUAUUGGGUGUCGAAAAUCUUGAAUGGUUAAGUCUAACUAACAACUACUGCGACGAGAUAUAUUUUGAUUUUUUUCGUGGAAUGAUAAACCUUCAUACUCUUCAUAUCGACUCCAAUUUUCUAGCUUUUGACUUCGAAAUGGAUGUAAAUGGAAGUAUCUUUCAACCACUUGGGAAACUGAAUACACUGGAUAUAUCUGAUAAUAAAAUCACAGUUCUUCCACCGAAAUUUCUAAAUGCUCAGGUAAAACUAAAACAUUUAGAUUUAUCGAACAAUAAUAUGAAGGAAUGGACGUUGGAUGUUGAUCAUAUGCAUGAUUUGGAAUUGAUCGAUCUUAGCAACAACAGUUUUUCUACCCUACCUUCGUCUUUAAGACGAUUUGGUGAUAUGCAACAUAAAAGGGGGAAAGAUCUGACGAUCAACAUGUUAGGGCAGACUCUACAAUGUACAUGUGAAAACGUUCGCUUCUUAAAAUGGAUAAUGACUAACACAACGCAAUUUGUCCGAAGAAAUGCAUAUAAGUGUGAAGACAUACAGGGGAAAAUGAUCUCUUUGGACAACCUGGAGCAAGUAGUGUUGAACUUAGAAAAACAAUGCGCUUCGUGGACAGUGAUGGUUGUCGUUUUAACCAGCAGUCUUUUAGUAGUUCUAACUGUACUAGUGGUUGGUUUACUCUAUAGAUUCCGCUGGAAGCUUCGAUAUUUAUAUUAUUUGACAAGAAGCAAAUAUCGGAGAUAUGUGGCUGUUAGUGGAGCAGCUGAAAAUUCUUUCGAAUUUAAUGCUUUCGUUUCCUACGCGGACGAAGAUCGGCGGAUUGUCGUUACAGACAUGAUUGAAAAGCUUGAAACACAACAAGGGAUGCAACUCUGUAUUCACCACCGUGAUUUCUUGGUAGGGGAGGUAAUUGCUGCUAAUAUAACCAACGCAGUGAGAAACAGUAAGAAAACUCUGAUUCUGUUGACGAAGAAUUUUCUGAAGAGUUAUUGGUGCAUCUAUGAAUUGAAUAUGGCCUUAAUGGAAAGUAUUAGCACUGGUAGAAAUGUUGUAAUUGUUAUAAUUUACGAACAUAUUCCCGUUAAAGAUUUACCGCACGCGCUCAUUCAGCUAAUGAGAAAGGAUUCUUAUGUAGAAUAUACUGAUGAUCCCGAGGGUAAUAUUGUCUUUUGGGACAGUCUUACAAAAGCUAUUAAUGCUGAUUAAAAUUUCACAAAGUCUGUUCUUUUGCAAAAGUACACACAUUUUGAUAUGGCAAUUUGGAGAGUUUAUGGAUGCUUGUAUAAUUUGCAUUGUGUUGGUGUCCAUGGUGGUGUUCAACACAUACUAACACCGACUGUUAAACUAUUUUAAUUUUAUACGCCCAAAAUUUUCAUAUGGAAGUAUUAUACUGUCAUCCCUGUCCGUCCGGACGUCCGCAAUUUGUUUGUGGACAGUCUACAGGUCAAAAUUUUUGACGAAAUUUGAAAUAUAGGUCUAUCGCCCAAAGCUAUCGGCUCCUUUCGAUAUUGACAGGUAUCGGACUUCAUGGAUUAUGAAUUUUUAGUUUGUGGACACUCUAGAGGUCACAAUUUUUCAUCUGAUUUUGAUGAAACUUGAAAUGCAUGUUUAUAACCGAAAGAUCUUGGUUCAUUUCGAUGUUCGCGCAUAUUGGAUCGUAGCUUCCUGAAUUGUACGAAAAAUAGCACUUUUAGCUUGUGGUCCCUCUAGAGGUCAUAAUUAUUAUCUGAUUUAAUAAAAACGUUCGAAUAUAUCAUCGUGAUGUCGGUUAAGUUCGAAUUUCGUGAAAAUCGGACCAACACUGCCGGACAAAAUGGCCUCCUCUCGUACGCAAAUAGUGUAAAAAAUAUGGUAUAUCAAGGUUUGAUCCGAUUUCGAUGAAACUUGGUCCCUUUUGAUAUUCGCACAUAUAUUUUCGUAACUUUCUGAAUUAUAACCCCUUGAUUGUACGAAAAAUCACGUUUUGACCUUGUGGACCCGCUAGAAUUCACAAUUUGUAUUCAAUAUUAAGAAAACGUUUAAAUAAAUUACCGUUACACCUCAAGAAGGUUGAGUUUGAAUAUCGUAAAAAUCUGUCCGAAACUACUGGACAAAAUGGCCGCUCCUUGUACCCAAAUAGUGUUACAGUAUGUAAUACCAAUUUGUGGACACCCAAAGAGUCACAAUUUUUAUUCGAUUUUGAUGAAACUUGAAAUGUAUGUUUAUAAUUCGAGGAUCUUAAUUCCUUUCGAUAUUUGCGUAUAUCGGACCAUAACUUCAUGGAUUAUGGCCCAUGAUUGUAUGAAAAGUCACGUUUUUAGCGUGUGGACCCUCUAGAGGUCACAAUUUUUAUCCGAUUUUACAAAACGUUUAAAUGUAUCACUUACACCCUACUGACGGUUGAGUGCGAAUUUCGUGGAAAUUGGACGGAAACUAGCGCCUGACAAAAUGGUCGCUCCUUGUACGCAAUAAGUGUAAAAAGUAUAUAAUAGAAAGGUUGUGAACCCCCUAGAAGUCAUAAUUUGUAUCAAAUUUUGAUGAAACUUAAAAUAUGUGUUUAUCAUAGUUUAUGUCCCAAAAAUCUCGGUUCGUUUCGCUAUUUGCCCAUAUCAGACCGUAACUUCCUGGACUAUGACCCCUGAUUGUACGAAAAAUCGCGUUUUUAGCUUGUGUGGUUUUACGUCCACUUCCACCUAAGGUGAUAUCGUAGACAAGGCGGUAUUGUCAGUCAAUGAUGCUCUAAAUAGCCAUCGCACGUGGAAUUUCCAAUACAUCUAUCGACUAUUAAAGCCAUAAAAAUCUAUUGUUAAUGAUUCUGAAUAACAAUAAUAUUUCUGAUUCGUUUUACAGCAGCUUUGGAAAAUUAUGUUCGUUUUGUUUUUCAAUUUGCCAUAUUAUGAACUAUACCGUUAGGAGCGGCAUUUUUUUGUUUAGUAAAAUUAAUAUCUCCGAAGCUCCUUCGUUAGGCAAGAAUAGUAUACUAGUAAUAUCUUCCUUUUGUUUUUACAAGGUUCUCAAAAUAAUCGUUGAGAUGCCUAACGUUCGUGUUUCUUUAGAUUUAUCGAUCUAGCUUUAUGUACCGUUUCGUAGAAAAUAGUCUUGAUUAUCCCGGCCUGUCAAACAGCCGGAGAACGGUCGGUAGACUGGUUAAGAGGGACUUUUUCAUAUCAAGGGCAGAUAAUCUGUUUUGCACUAAAAAAACAAAUGCCCGGAUUUAAUGGCGGCAGCUUGACAACUUAUUCAGUCUAAUUUGUUAAUUAUUUGAAAUGCUUAUAACUUGUUAAAUACAACACGACAGUUUAUUUAGGGACUAUAAAUGUGAACUGGUAAGUUAAGACUUAUUGGGAGAUAUUUAUUUUUGGAGGGGCACCCUAACAUAUAUACAAUAUUUAAUAACUGCAAACAACGUGUGUUUAGAUGUUCAGAAAUAGUUAAUAAUUGUGAUUAUCCAUAAUCCAUAUAUAUUAUUAGUUGUAAAUAUACACGUGUAUAUAUUUUAAUACUAUUAAAUAAACAAUGUAUAAUUAAUGCAUACAUAGUUAUAUAAUAGUAUGUUGGUAUUUGGUAGCUUUUAAUUGGUAAUAGGUUGUAUUGUGUAGUAUUUGCUAAACAAUCCUGUUCAUUCAGAUAUACUAUAAUAAAUAGCUAAUAAGCGUAAAUGUAAAACAUGCAUUUAAUAACGGUAGAUAUGAUAUUAAAGAAACAAGGCAGAAAAAGAACAACUAUACCUUUCAAUAGACAUGCCAUUUAUGUUUUUUUCAUCUAAAUUUUACAAGUUAAAACUUUUAAGAUUUGUCUGGACCUAUAGAAAACGGCGGGCGCCUCCCCGACUUCGAUAAAAUCGACUCACUGGUUACCCGUUGUUUUUAGAAUUCAAUAUAGAAUCAUUCUGGCUACGUUAUAUUUAUCAUCUCUUUUAAUUAUUUAAACCCGUACAUUGGGGUCAUCGAAUGAUCACUAUUCAAUUAUCUUCAAAACAGUCAGAAUGAAAACUUGCUCUGAACUAUCGUUUACAGUAUAGGCCCCCAAAAUUGUGGAAUAAGCUCCCGUUUGCCCUCAGAAGUUCUACCUCCUUAUCGAGUUUUAAAUCACAAUUGAGAACAUUUUGAUCAGCUUUUUGAACACAUUUUUGUGAAAGCUUUCUAAUAAUAAUACUAAUAAAUAAUAAAAAUACCGGUGCCACGACCAGUGUUUUGGAGCGUCUUCUCGUUCAUUAGCGAACAUAAUCAAAAUGAAACUUGACAGGUACCCUUUGUAAUAAAUACCAUGAUGCUUGUUUUUCUUUACUCGUAGGUCGUUUAGUUCUUGAUUAUUUGAUUGUUGCUAACUAUGUUUAUGUUCAGAUUUUCCGGACAUAAUCACCCCCCCCCCCCACUUAAAACCUACAUUUUUACGUUGUCAAAUUUUAUGACAAUUUUUUAAUUUUGUUUACUAUGCAUAUCUAUAACAUAUCAUAUUUCUUUGUAGUCACUCGUUGCUACUUCGGGCUUUAUUGACAAAAGACGCUUUAUGACAAUUUUUAAAUUUUGUUUACUAUGCAUAUCUAUAACAUAUCAUAUUUCUUUGUAGUCACUCGUUGCUACUUCGGGCUUUAUUGACAAAAGACGCUUGAUUCUUAUAGGUCUACAAUAUUUAUUUAAGAUUACCAAGAGAGGAUUGUAUAAAGAGAAGAGGGGAAUUCCCACUAAACGUCGUUUUCUGUGUAUCCAUUUCCUCCACCAUUGUUCAACAACCUUUUCAUCUCUAUAUGUGUAUAAAUCAGCCGUGAUAGACGUCAUCCAAAAUCUAUACUUCCUCGCUACUAUGAAAUGAGCUCUUGUAUGGCCCUUGAUAUGCAUAGCCCCGUUAAAGACGCAUGAUGCAUGUGCAAAAUCAAAUAAUAUAUAAAUUAUUAUAGACACUUAUUCUCAUGACAGCCCAGAAUCAACUAUUUAGAUUAUCGGAUGACCGCUAUUUAAUGAUUUAACGUUAAAAUGAAUAAUCGAGAUUUUUAUAUCAGUAUAGCAUUGGUACUGACAAUCGAGACCAUUUACCUAUAUCUUGUUAAAACACCCAUAAUGUCGCUCAUAAUAAAGUAACUGGAUUGAAAGUUUGAA
Patella vulgata (common limpet) is the source of this 5321-nucleotide messenger RNA. RefSeq names its product toll-like receptor 4. NCBI's taxonomy places the organism in Eukaryota, Metazoa, Mollusca, Gastropoda, Patellidae. The record is from RefSeq and is a predicted model, not a curated record. Gene Ontology annotation, biological process: immune response; toll-like receptor signaling pathway. Gene Ontology annotation, cellular component: membrane. Gene Ontology annotation, molecular function: protein binding; transmembrane signaling receptor activity.